AUGUCGGGUCACUCUGGUGGUAUUCGUUCCGGUACUAGAUAUGCCUUCUCUCGCGACUUCCGCAAGAAGGGUAUGAUCGCUUUGUCUACCUACCUCAAGGUUUACAGAGUCGGUGACAUCGUCGACAUCAAGGCCAACGGUGCCGUCCAGAAGGGUAUGCCCCACAAGGUCUACCACGGAAAGACCGGUGUCGUCUACAACGUCACCAAGUCUGCCCUCGGUGUCAUCAUCUACAAGAAGGUCGGCAACCGCUUUAUCGAGAAGCGCGUUAACGUUCGCAUCGAGCACGUCAACCACUCCAAGUGCAGAACCGAGUUCGUCAACCGUGUCAAGGCCAACGCCGAGAAGAAGCGCCAGGCCAGGGAACAGGGCACCCACAUUCACUUGAAGAGGCAGCCCGUCCAGCCCCGUGAGGAGCGCACCGUCUGUGCCAAGGACAACCUUCCCGAGACCGUUACCCCCAUCCCAUACGAGACCACCAUCUAA
This is a messenger RNA of Morchella sextelata, 486 nucleotides long. RefSeq lists its product as uncharacterized. Gene Ontology annotation, biological process: translation. Gene Ontology annotation, molecular function: structural constituent of ribosome. Lineage: Eukaryota; Fungi; Ascomycota; Pezizomycetes; Pezizales; Morchellaceae. The coding region runs from base 1 to 486 and encodes 161 amino acids. The transcript has 4 exons. The record is from RefSeq and is a predicted model, not a curated record. Gene Ontology annotation, cellular component: cytosolic large ribosomal subunit; ribosome.